AUGAACGACCCUCAAUGGCAAAAAGUCACCCAAGAGUUGAGACGCCGCAUGGCACAAAACGGCACUCGCGGAGGCUCCCCACCAAAAUCGCCCCUCGGAAUGUUUGCGGGCUUGGGUGGUCUUCUUCUCUUGGGAGGCGCCUCGAUGUUGGCACUGAAUGCGUUGUUUAACGUCGAUGGUGGCCAGAGAGCAAUUAUCUACUCGCGGUUGCAUGGAAUCCAGAACCAAAUUUACCCCGAGGGAACUCAUUUUGUCAUCCCUUGGUUCCAAAGGCCAAUUGUUUUCGACGUGAGAGCUAAGCCCAGAAACGUGUCUUCCUUGACCGGAACCAAGGACUUGCAGAUGGUGAACAUCACAUGCCGUGUCUUGUUUAAGCCAGAUCUUUACCAGUUACCAAAUAUUUACAGAACAUUGGGCCAAGACUACGACGAGAAAGUUUUGCCCUCGAUCGUGAACGAAGUGUUGAAGUCCGUGAUUGCUCAAUUCAACGCCUCUCAAUUGAUUACGCAGAGAGAGAAAGUGUCGAGGUUGGUGAAGGAGAACCUCGUGCGCCGUGCUUCCAAGUUCAACAUCCAGUUGGACGACGUGUCGUUGACUUUCAUGACCUUUUCCCCCGAGUUCAGUGCAGCAGUUGAGGCCAAGCAGAUUGCUCAACAAGACGCGCAGAGAGCCGCUUUUGUUGUCGACAAGGCCAUUCAAGAAAAGCAGCAAUUGGUGGUUAGAGCUUCCGGUGAGGCCAAAUCCGCUGAAUUGAUUGGUGAUGCGAUCAAGAAGUCCAAGGACUAUGUCGAGUUAAAGAGAUUGGACACUGCCAGAGAGAUUGCUCUGAUCUUGGCCACCUCUCCCAACAGAAUCUUGUUGGACAACGACACGUUGUUGUUGAACACUGUGGUUGAUUCCAGGAAGUAG
Metschnikowia bicuspidata var. bicuspidata NRRL YB-4993 is the source of this 909-nucleotide messenger RNA. It is a transcript of the gene PHB2, whose product is annotated as prohibitin subunit. Gene Ontology annotation, cellular component: mitochondrion; membrane. The coding region runs from base 1 to 909 and encodes 302 amino acids. The transcript has a single exon. The record is from RefSeq and is a predicted model, not a curated record. NCBI's taxonomy places the organism in Eukaryota, Fungi, Ascomycota, Pichiomycetes, Serinales, Metschnikowiaceae. Gene Ontology annotation, biological process: mitochondrion organization.